AUGUAAUAAUAUAGAACUUUGUUCAUUAUUCUUUUUGAUUUGGUAGCAAUAUCAGACAGUGUUUAUACAGCAUUAUUACCAUAUUUUUCACCAAUGGCUAUAGAUAAGGGAUUUAGUGAGACAGAAAUAGGUAUUAUGUUAGCAUUUUAUCCUAUUGGAAGUGUAAUAGCAACGCCUUUUGUUGCUUUAUGUAAUUCUAAAAGAAAGGCAAUAUUAAUAGGAUUGAUAUAAAGUGCUAUAGCAACAAUAGGAAUGGGUAUUUCAAAAUUUACAGAAGAUGGUUUAUUUUUUGGAUUAUCAUGUAUUUUUAGAGUGAUAAUAGGAUCAGUAAUAAAACAAUAAUAUUAAAAUAGGGAGCAUCUUUUUUAUUAAUUCCAUCCUAUGCAUCAUUGCCAAUAUUAUAUAAGGAAGAUGUAACUUAAAAGAUUGCAAUAUUAGAAAUAGGUCAUUGUAUAGGUAGAUUAAUAAGUACAGGGUUUUUUACAAUGAUAGCUUAAUUAAUAUAGUUUGAUACUUACUAGCUUCCUUGUUAUGGAUUAUCAGCUAUAUAUAUUAUAAGUUAUUUGUUCACUUACAAAUAUUUUUAUUUACCUGAAGUAUCAGAAGGAAUAUCUCCAAAGAAAAUAUAAAAAGAUAAUUCUUAAAUUCAUUAAAAUGAUAAUUCUUAAAUUCAUUAAAAUGGUAAUUCUUAAAUUUAUUAAAAUGAUGAUUUAAAUUAAUCAUAAUAAUAACUCCAACAUAAAGAUGUAUUAAAUUAAUCUAAUUAAAAUGCUGAAGAUCAUCUUUAAAGACAUAACACAACUAUUAAAAAUCUAGAAGUUCCUUCACAGAAUAUUAUGAAAAAAUAUAGUUCUAAUGGUAAAAAGGCAAUAAUUAAAUGGUAAACUUAAAUACGAUAAAUUAUUAAAUAAAAAAGGGAAGGUAAAUAAUUAACUAUUCAUGAUUUUACUAAGAUUAAUAAUAAUUAAUAAUAAAUCAAUAAUUUAAAUUUUGAUAAAAGUGGUAUUAAGAUGAUGAAUAAAAACACUUAACUAGAACUUAAUUAAGAAUAAGGAGAUAUUGAGGAAGGUGACAGUAAAUUAGAAACCAAAGAUUAUAUUGAUAUUUUCAAAAAUAAAUCUUUGUAAGUAACAUUCAUCUUUUUUUUUUGGCUUUCUGCUUUAGAAAAUGGAUUAAGACCUUUUUUGGUUAGUUAUAUUUAUAUAUAUAUAGGCUAAUGAAUUAGGAAUUUAUUAUGAUUUAUCACAAUAUAAUAUUUCUUAUCUCUUUAUGAUUGCUAUUUUUACUUACUUAUUAUCUGCAAUCUUAGUAGCUCGUUAAACGUAUUUCUAAGAAUAAACACUUUUUAAAUUAGGUAUGUGGAUUUUGGGAAUAAGUUUUUUCUUUUAUUGUCCUAGAAUAUUUAAGCUUCCUCAAUUAAUUUACUUUAUUAUCUUUGGAGAACUAAUUAGAGGAAUAAGUCUAGGUAUUGGAUGUGCCUUAUUUAUUCCUAAUAUCACAGAUUCAUGUAUAGAUAAGAUUGGAAUAUGCAAAGCAAAUUUAAUAGGGGCUAAUCUAUAUUAAUUUGGGUGGUCUCUAGGGGAUAUUUUUGGUCCCAUUAUUUGUGGUGCAUUUGUUGAAUAAAUUGGAUAUGAAUUAACUACUCUAUGCUCUGGAUUUGUUAUCAUAGUCUUUACUAUUAUCUAUUUAAUUUUCAGAAAAAAUAAACAAUAUGUUGUUUAAGUCUCUACCAUUUCCACUAUAGAAAAUAUAAAUAACUAAGUCACAUUAAAUAAUGAUAAUUGA
Messenger RNA from Paramecium sonneborni, 1785 nucleotides. The record is from the annotation of a GenBank genome assembly. Lineage: Eukaryota; Ciliophora; Oligohymenophorea; Peniculida; Parameciidae.